Seminavis robusta is the source of this 1464-nucleotide messenger RNA. The record is from the annotation of a GenBank genome assembly. Lineage: Eukaryota; Bacillariophyta; Bacillariophyceae; Naviculales; Naviculaceae.
AUGGCAACCCAUCCCAAGACCACACCUAUUGCUGUUAUGGAAGAGAAGCAGCCAACGAGGGAGGCUGACAUCGAAAACCUCCUCAGACGACUCUUUUGCGUGCGAUGGCAAAAGGAAAAGACUCAUGGGCAUGACAAUGGCAAACAACCAUCCCAUGCGAAGGCGCGCAAGAAGUUCGAACACCUAGCCAAAAAUCGACGUUCUCAUCAGGCGGUUGCUAGGGCCGACGAAUUCUGGAACUCUUGCAACUCUCACUUCCAUGCCAUUCAAUCCGAGUUGCUUCAAGAGGAUAAGAGCAGCAGAGACAUGUCCAAUUCAGCUGUGAGGGCUCUUUCAUCCAAACUCGAGUCCAACGAUGCAAAAGUAAUCUUCAAAGCAAGUGACUUUCGGCUGCUGAACAAGAUUGGCAAAGGUGGCUAUGGCUCUGUUUACAAGGCUCUCCACCAACCAACUGGUCAUAUCGUGGCACUCAAGCAGCUGGAUCGUGACUCCAGCUCUGUGGAGACGCACGAUCACCGCAUGCUGCCACUGGACUGUGGAGUGGUCCCGUGCUAUGGGACUUUUCGGGCAGCCGCAGCAGCUGAAAACAAUGAAACAACAAACAUAUUGAAAGCAGACCUCAGACACUGGAUGGUUCUCAAGCUGUGCAGUGCUUCUCUCAGAGAUAGACUCAGAGCCGAAUCUGGACCCCUUCCCAAUAAGGAGGCAGCCAUGAUCCUUCGAAAAGUUGCCAAGACGGUCAUGUACCUCUAUUACACACAUGGGAUUGUCCACAAUGACAUUAAGGCAGAAAAUAUUCUGUUUGAUGGGGAUGGGCACUCCAUUUUGUUGUGUGAUUUGGGUGUGGCACAAAAGUGUCAGCAACAGCAGCAGGAACGGCCUGGAGGAGCAUACAGUCACAUGGCUCCAGAGAAACUAGCAGCCCGCAAAGGUGCUACUGGUGGAGCAGCAAGAUACCACAAUGACGAAAAGAUUGAUGUUUGGUCGAUGGGUGUGCUGCUUCAUGAAAUGGUGUUUCGUGCUCAUCCAUUCGAAGAAUUCAAGGAUGUCGCCAACUGCCCCACCAUCCACGGAGAAGAUGACGACUCGACAAAACUGGACAGGCUGAUGCAAGCCUACAAUACGCUCUCGCUUCCCAAGCAAUGCAACACAGGUGCAGACGGACUACUGUUAAAGGACAUGCUUCAGUCGCUUCUUGCAGUUCAGCCCAAUGAGCGCACAUCAUUGACCAGCCUUGUGGAUCAUCCUUGGAUGAAACGUCAUGGAACGUUGGGUGACCGCGCAGUCAUCAAGGUGCAAUCUGGGUUAUCCGCCAUCAACAACCUCAUCCAGAGGUGCAACCCAAAGGGCAGUUGUGCCGCCAUGGCUGGCAAGAAACAACUCGAGGCCAAAGUGGCGCCAUCCUGUAUGGCCAGUGCGAAUACCUGGGCCAGUUUUUCAUCGCAGUCAACAAGCAUUCAUUGA